GGGAAUUGUUUACAUGUGACACAAGGCUCGCAUGGUGAGGUCGGUGGAGACUAAUAAUAUAAAGCUGUUUACGAUCUAUGCAUCGAGAAAAGCCAUUUCUCAGCUGUGCAAUUGUUGUAGGUAUUGUGCCAAAUGCAGCAGCAGCAGCAGCAGUAUAGUUUUCACUUUGAAUUAAGUGUCUACUCCAUUGCAUAAUUUCCCGAAAUAGUUGUACGUGUCAUUGAUAGCUGAUUUACAGAUAGCAACUGAACGCUGACCAAGUUUUAGAACAUAUAUUCUAAUAGCUUAAUGCAAAAAUCUGGAUUAGCGAAAUGUUUAUAUUUAAAACUUGGCCUCAACAGGGCCCACCUAUGUUUAAACUCAUAUUUAUGGAAAAGUGCUUUUACAAGAGCAAUGGGUUCCAGGCUUGUUCUCGGCAUUGAGACAAGCUGCGACGAGACUGGUGCUGCCGUAAUGGAUGAAACGGGCGUAAUCCUUGGAGAAUCUCUUCAUUCACAAAAAGAGGUGCAUUUAAAGACUGGUGGCAUUAUUCCCACUAUUGCCCAGCAGCUCCACAGGGAGAACAUAGGACGAGUGGUCCAGGAGGCCAUGGAGAGGAGCAGUAUUAGCCCCAGUCAGCUUUCGGCUGUAGCCACCACAGUGAAGCCGGGUCUGGCCCUGUGUCUGGGGAUAGGCCUGGACUUCAGCCUGAGCUUUGUGAAGAAACACCAGAAGCCCUUCAUCCCCAUCCACCACAUGGAGGCCCACGCCCUGACAGUCAGGAUGCUUCAGCCUGUGGUUUUCCCAUUCCUCGUUCUACUGGUCUCCGGCGGUCACUCUCUCCUGGCUUUGGCCAGGGGAAUCGAUGACUUUCUUCUGCUGGGUCAAACACUGGAUGAAGCACCAGGGGACGCUAUGGACAAGGUGGCAAGGCGUUUGUCCCUCAUUAAACACCCUAAAUGCUCCACAAUAAGUGGGGGUCAAGCGAUAGAGCUUCUGGCUCAAGAUGGAGACAGGUUAAAGUUUCACUUCAGGCCACCAAUGGGAGCUCACUAUGACUGUAACUUCUCCUUUGCUGGUCUACGAAAUCAGGUGAAAAUGACAAUACAGAAAAAAGAGGCAGAGGAAGGUGUGGAGCCGGGGACUUUGUUGUCAUGUGUGAAUGACAUAGCCGCUGCUAUGCAGCACACAGUGGCCUUUCACAUUGCCAAGCGCACACAUCGUGCCAUUUUGUUCUGUAAGGCCCAAGGCCUUCUGCCUUCCUUCAAUCCAACCCUGGUGGUGUCAGGAGGAGUAGCUAGUAAUCAGUACAUCCGAAAGACUUUGAAGAUUGUCACAGACGCUACUGGAUUGGAUUUGCUUUGUCCUCCGUCCAAGUUGUGUACUGACAAUGGAGUCAUGAUCGCUUGGAAUGGAGUUGAGAGACUGAGGGAAGGAAAGGGCAUCCUGUCUUAUACAGAUGUCGUCCACUAUGAGCCCAAGGCUCCCCUGGGUGUGGACAUUACAGCAGAAGUAGAAGCAGCUGCUAUCAAACUUCCCCCAUUAAAGCUGAAGAUUAUGGACUGAUGUUUCCUUGAAUGUACAAACCAAUCCAUUAUGUAUAUUAUUCAUAACAUAUUCAUUUUUAAUUAAACAUUUUAAUAUUAGGUGUA
Messenger RNA from Esox lucius (northern pike), 1631 nucleotides. It is a transcript of the gene osgepl1, whose product is annotated as O-sialoglycoprotein endopeptidase-like 1. The record is from RefSeq and is a predicted model, not a curated record. Gene Ontology annotation, biological process: tRNA threonylcarbamoyladenosine modification. The transcript has 7 exons. NCBI's taxonomy places the organism in Eukaryota, Metazoa, Chordata, Actinopteri, Esociformes, Esocidae. The coding region runs from base 289 to 1545 and encodes 418 amino acids. Gene Ontology annotation, cellular component: mitochondrion.